CAGUUGGCGCAGCCGGCUUUGGUGAAUACACGAUUUAGUGCAGCCGGGGUUUGGUACCGAGCGGAGAGGAGAUGCACACGGCACUCGAGUGUGAGGAAAAAUAGAAAUGAAGGUACAUAUGCACACAAAAUUUUGCCUCAUUUGUUUGCUUACAUUUAUUUUCCAUCAUUGCAACCAUUGCCAUGAAGAACAUGACCAUGGUUCUGAAGAGCAUCACAGACACCAUCGUGGAAUGACAGAAUCGGAGUCAAGCAAAUUUUCAGUGCUGGAUGCUGAAAAUGAAAAAAAAUAUUAUAUUGAAAAACUUUUUGAUCGUUAUGGUGAAAAUGGAAGAUUAUCCUUUUUUGGUCUGGAGAAACUUUUAACAAACUUGGGCCUUGGAGAGAUAAAAGUAGUUGAGAUUAAUCAUGAGGAUCUUGGCCACGAUCAUGUUUCUCACUUAGAUAUUUUGGCAGUUCAAGAGGGAAAGCAUUUUCACUCACAUAACCACCAGCAUUCCCAUAAUCAUUUAAAUUCAGAAAAUCAAACUGUGACCAGUGUAUCAACAAAAAGAAGCCAUAAGUGUGAUCCAGAGAAAGAGACAAUUGAAGUAUCUGUCAAAUCUGAUGAUAAACAUAUGCAUGACCAUAAUCAUCGCUUGUGUCAUCACCAUUGUUUGCGUCAUCACCUUGAUCACAACACUACUCGCCAUUUUCCUAAUGAUUCCAUUAUUCACAGUGAGCAUGGGGAGCCUAGCCAUGAACCUUCUACAGAGACCAAUAAAACACAGGAACAAUCUGAAAGUAAGCUACUGAAAGGAAAGAAGAAGAGAAAAGGGAAGAAAAGUAAUGAAAAUUCUGAGGUUAUUACACCAGGUUUUCCCCCUAACCAUGAUCAGGGUGAACAGUAUGAGCAUAAUCGGGUCCACAAACCUGAUCGUGUACAUAACCCAGGUCAUUUUCAUGUACGUCUUCCAGAACAUAAUGGUCAUGAUCCUGGUCACGGACACCAAGAUCUUGAUCCUGAUAGUGAAGGUGAACUUCGACAUACUAGAAAGCGAGAAGCACCGCAUGUUAAAAAAAGUGCAAUUUAUUCAGCUGCUAGUCACAAAGAUCAUAAUGAAGAUGACCGGCAACAUGAGUGUUUGAACGUCACUCAGUUGUUAAAAUACUAUGGUCAUCGGGCCAAUUCUCCAAUCUCACCUGAUCUAUUUACGUACCUUUGCCCUGCUUUGUUAUAUCAAAUCGACAGCAGACUUUGUAUUGAGCAUUUCGACAAACUUUUAGUUGAAGAUUUAAAUAAAGAUAAAAAUCUGGUUCCUGAAGAUAAGGCAAAUAUAGGGGCAUCAGCGUGGAUUUGUGGUAUCAUUUCUAUCACUGUUAUUAGCCUGCUUUCCUUGCUAGGAGUGAUCUUGGUUCCCAUCAUUAACCAAGGAUGCUUCAAAUUUCUUCUCACAUUCCUUGUUGCACUAGCUGUAGGAACAAUGAGUGGAGAUGCCCUUCUUCAUCUACUGCCCCAUUCUCAGGGUGGACAUGAUCACAGUCAUCAACAUGCACAUGGGCAUGGACAUUCUCAUGGACACGAAUCUAAGAAGUUUCUAGAGGAAUAUGACGCUGUAUUGAAAGGACUUGUUGCUCUAGGAGGCAUUUACUUACUGUUUAUCAUUGAACAUUGCAUUAGAAUGUUUAAGCACUACAAACAGCAAAGGGGGAAACAGAAAUGGUUUAUGAAGCAAAACACAGAAGAAUCAGCUAUUGGAAGGAAGCUUUCAGAUCAUAAGUUAAAUAAUACACCAGAUGCCGACUGGCUUCAGCUCAAGCCUCUUGCCGGAACUGAUGACUCGGUUGUUUCUGAAGAUCGACUUAAUGAAACUGAACUGACAGAUUUAGAAGGCCAACAAGAAUCCCCUCCUAAAAAUUAUCUGUGUGUAGAAGAGGAGAAAAUCAUGGCCCAUUCUCACAGUGACGGAUUACAUGCCAUUCAUGAGCAUGAUCUCCAUGCUGCUGCACAUAACCACCGUGACGAGAGUAAAACUGUGCUGAGGAAGCAUAAUCAUCAGUGGCACCACAAACAUUCUCAUCACUCACACGGUCCCUGUCAUUCCGGAUCAGAUCUGAAAGAAACAGGAAUAGCUAAUAUCGCCUGGAUGGUGAUCAUGGGGGAUGGCAUCCACAACUUCAGUGAUGGGUUAGCAAUUGGAGCAGCUUUCAGUGCUGGAUUGACGGGCGGAAUCAGUACUUCUAUAGCUGUCUUCUGUCAUGAACUGCCACAUGAAUUAGGUGAUUUUGCAGUUCUUCUUAAAGCAGGCAUGACUGUAAAGCAGGCAAUUGUAUACAACCUCCUCUCUGCCAUGAUGGCUUACAUAGGCAUGCUCAUAGGCACAGCUGUUGGUCAGUAUGCCAAUAACAUCACACUUUGGAUCUUUGCCAUCACUGCAGGCAUGUUCCUCUACGUAGCCUUGGUGGAUAUGCUUCCAGAAAUGUUGCAUGGUGAUGGUGACAAUGAAGAACAUGGCUUCUGUCCAGUGGGGCAAUUCAUUCUUCAGAAUUUAGGAUUGCUGUUUGGAUUUGCCAUCAUGCUGGUAAUUGCCCUCUAUGAAGACAAAAUUGUGUUUGACCUCCAGUUUUGACCAUUCCCAGCAAUCACUGCUGAUGACAAGAAUGUUACCAUGCAGCUUUGCAUCUGUUCCUCGUACUGUAAGCACAUUGCUCAAGGAGAAGUCAGUGGCUUGCACUGCUUAGAAGUUCAUAGAUUUGAGCCUGACCACAAAGACCGGUGCUCAGUACUGUUUUCCCUGCAUGAAGGGGUCUUUUAGAAAUAUAAAGCUUGUGAUGAAGAAAGGAGAAAACGGGACUCCGUGAACCAAUGUUGAUAUAGGUUUGAUUAAGACUUUUUAAAAAAAUAAUCAUAUAAAACACUAAAGUAGUCUCUUUAUUAGUAGAAACUUCUGUGGCUAUGCAGAAAUAGAAAUUGAACCAAAAAAAAAUCACUUAAACUUUAAAAGUAUUUUAAAUGGACUUUGGGCAGACUUUUCUUUGUGCUAAAAAAUGAAUUGUAGUGUCCUUUAAUUCAGCCCCAUAUACACAUGUGGUAAUAGGGAUCAACUUGACACAGCUUUGAAUCUGCAGAAAGUAGACUAUAGCACCUAGAAGAAAGCUCAGGCUGCAUUAGAAUAUGGAUUUAGCAUUGGGAAAAGCCCUUAUUCUUGAAUCUAGAGUUACUAUUUUUGUAUAUAUUUGCAUAGGAUCUAAACUUGCAGCCUAAACUACUGAAAUUUGUGAUUGUACAUUUGUGUGAGCUUCAGUUUAAUGAAAGA
This is a messenger RNA of Eubalaena glacialis (North Atlantic right whale), 3295 nucleotides long. RefSeq names its product solute carrier family 39 member 10 (gene SLC39A10). Bases 107 to 2608 code for a protein of 833 amino acids. The transcript has 10 exons. Gene Ontology annotation, cellular component: membrane. The record is from RefSeq and is a predicted model, not a curated record. Gene Ontology annotation, molecular function: zinc ion transmembrane transporter activity. Lineage: Eukaryota; Metazoa; Chordata; Mammalia; Artiodactyla; Balaenidae. Gene Ontology annotation, biological process: intracellular zinc ion homeostasis; positive regulation of B cell receptor signaling pathway; zinc ion import across plasma membrane.